AAGAAGCCAGUAAAGCCUGUUAAAUUAGGUUCUACAGUCCCUGGGGAAAGCUUCUUUCUCAGCACUCUCAGAAUCCUCACCUAGUCAUGUGUGGCACGCUAUUCACUGUUGGACAAAGCCGUCAAUGCAACUUAUGUCUUAAGGAUCAAAAUAUUGGCUCUGUUUUGUGCAAAGUGAAGCAUAUAGAGAGAGAUGGUACUUCCAUUGCCUUGCUAGAAAUUAGUGGAGGAAAAGGCUCGGUCCAGGUUAAUGGUAGGACCUACCGUAAAAAUACUAGUUUGAUUCUAAAUGCAGGCGAUGAGUUGAUUUUCACCAGUACCGGAAAUCAUGCUUAUAUUUUUCAGCAGCUUAGCAGUGAUAACUUAGCAACCCCUGAUGUUCCUUCUUCUCUAAACAUUUUAGAAGCCCAGACUGCUCCUUUAAAAAGGAUUAUCGAGACUCAGCCACGGGAACCAGCAGCUGUUGCUGGGGCAGCAACAAUAUUGGCUUCUUUGUCAACUAAAGAGAAUUCUGAGAUGUCCACUCCACCUUCUGGUUGUGAGGUGUCAGAUGAUCGUGUUCCAGAAGUUGACAUGAAGGACGGUGCUAGUAACACUGAUCCAGUAGCUGCUUCUUCAAGGGAGAAAACUGUUGUUCCUGUUGCUACCAAUGAAAGCCCUAAUCUUGAUAGACUUGGAUUAGAUGAUACCAUGGAUGCUGACAAUUCAAAGGUCCCUGGGGUUGGUUACCCUUUAAGGCCAUUAUUGCAUAUCCUCGCUGGUACCUCUUCACCAGACUUUGAUUUUAGUGGCAGUAUUGCCAAAAUUCUUGAUGAGCAAAGGGAAAUUAGGGAGAUGUUUAAGGAAUUUGAACCUCCUGCGGUUUCGAUAUCAGCCAAGCGGCAAGCAUUUAAAGAUAAUUUACAAGAAAGCAUUCUCAAUCCUAACGAUAUAGACAUCUUUUUUGACAAUUUUCCAUAUUAUUUGAGUGGUACAACAAAGAAUGUGUUGAUAGCCUCAACCUAUGUGCAUUUGAAGUGUGGUAAAUUUGCGAAGUACACCUCAAGUCUUCCUACCAUGAGUCCUCGCAUAUUGUUAUGUGGUCCUGCAGGUUCAGAAAUAUAUCAGGAGACUUUGGUUAAGGCACUUGCAAAACAUUUUGGUGCUAGAUUGCUAAUUGUGGAUUCCCUUCUGUUGCCUGGAGGAUCAACGUCAAAAGAUGUUGAUGCUGUGCAAGAGACUUCAAGAGAUGAAAAUGUAACUGUAUAUGCCAGAAGAUCUGCGCAGGUUGCUGCUAUGCAGCAGAAGAAACCAACUUCUAGUGUUGAGGCUGAUAUAACUGGUGGCUCUUCACUGAGCUCCCAAGCUUUGCCAAAGCAGGAGGUAUCUACUGCAACAUCUAAAAAUUAUACAUUUAAGAAAGGUGACAGGGUUAAGUUUGUAGGUGAUGCAUCACCAUCUGGACCUUUUUCUCUACAACCAGCUUUAAGGGGACCAACAAUUGGGUUUCGGGGAAAAGUAGUCUUUGCUUUCGAAGAAAACGGUUCCUCAAAAAUCGGGGUCAGAUUUGACAGAUCUAUUCCAGAGGGCAAUGAUCUUGGUGGGCUUUGUGAAGAAGAUCAUGGUUUCUUCUGUGCCGGUAGCUCACUUCGCUUGGAUAGUUCUGGAGGUGAUGAUGUUGACAAGAUGGCUGUUAAUGAACUUUUUGAGGUUGCAUUGAAUGAAAGCAAAAACGGUCCAUUGAUAUUGCUUGUGAAAGACAUAGAGAAGUCUGUCGCUGGAAAUACAGAUGUGUAUACUUCCUUGAAGAGUAAGGUUGAGAAUUUUCCUGCUAAUGUUGUAGUAAUUGGUUCACUUGCCCAUAUGGAUAAUCGUAAGGAAAAAUCUCAUCCUGGUGGCCUUUUGUUCACAAAAUUUGGAGUCAACCAGACAGCGUUACUUGAUUUUGCAUUUCCUGAUAAUUUUGGUAGACUUCAUGAGAGGAACAAAGAAACAUCUAAGACCAUGAAACAAGUUACUCGACUUUUUCCUAACAAAGUGACAAUCCAGUUGCCUCAGGAUGAAGCUUCACUUCUAGACUGGAAGCUGCAACUGGAGCGUGACAUUGAGACUCUUAAAGCUCAGUCAAACAUCGUUAGCAUUCGAGCAGUUCUCCAUCAAAAUGGUUUGGAUUGCCCUGAUCUUGAAACACUCUGCAUUAAGGAUCAAACACUUACAAAUGAGAAUGUUGAGAGAGUUGUAGGCUGGGCCUUAAGUCACCACUUAAUGCAUUCUUCUGAAGUAUUGUUGAAAGAUGCUAAACUCGUUGUAUCAACUGAAAGCAUCAGAUAUGGUCUGGACAUUUUGCAAGGCAUUCAAAGUGAAAGCAAAAGCUUGAAGAAAUCACUGAAGGAUGUGGUCACUGAGAAUGAAUUUGAAAAGAAACUUCUUGCUGAUGUUAUUCCACCAAGUGAUAUUGGGGUUAGUUUUGAUGAUAUUGGAGCCCUUGAGAAUGUCAAAGACACCUUGAAGGAAUUGGUGAUGCUUCCACUUCAAAGGCCUGAAUUGUUUUGCAAGGGACAGUUGACAAAGCCCUGUAAAGGAAUAUUGCUUUUUGGGCCUCCUGGUACUGGAAAAACGAUGCUUGCCAAGGCUGUUGCAACCGAAGCUGGCGCAAACUUUAUUAACAUAUCAAUGUCCAGCAUUACUUCAAAGUGGUUUGGUGAAGGAGAGAAGUACGUUAAAGCCGUUUUCUCUCUGGCCAGUAAAAUUGCACCAAGUGUUAUCUUUGUUGAUGAGGUUGAUAGCAUGUUAGGAAGACGGGAAAAUCCUGGUGAACAUGAGGCUAUGCGUAAAAUGAAGAAUGAAUUUAUGGUAAACUGGGAUGGCCUUCGCACCAAGGAUAAAGAACGGGUAUUGGUUCUUGCAGCCACAAACCGGCCAUAUGACCUUGAUGAGGCAGUCAUCCGGAGGCUUCCUCGAAGAUUGAUGGUUAAUUUGCCAGAUGCUCCAAACAGAGAAAAGAUUUUAAGAGUUAUAUUAGCCAAGGAGCAAUUGUCAGCCGAUGUUGAUUUGGAGGCUAUUGCAAAUAUUACUGAUGGAUACUCCGGAAGUGACUUGAAGAACCUUUGUGUGAUUGCUGCACAUUGUCCCAUACGAGAAAUUUUGGAAAAGGAAAAGAAGGAGAGAGCUUUAGCUGUGACUGAGAAUAGACCUGUGCCUUCCUUGUAUAGCAGUGCUGACAUUCGUUCCCUGAAAAUGGAUGAUUUUAAACGUGCACAUGAUCAGGUUUGUGCAAGUGUGUCAUCGGAGUCUACAAAUAUGAAUGAGCUUGUUCAAUGGAACGAGUUAUAUGGAGAAGGUGGAUCAAGAAAGAAAACACAACUAAGCUACUUCAUGUAGAAGAGGCAUCUUUAUUUAUAGCUUUUCCAUUCAUUAUUGGCUAAAAGGGUGGCCAAGUUGAGAUAUAAGACCUGUUUAAGGAAAUCCCAUGUGCAGGUCCCAGCUUUCUUGUAACAUAUAAUAGUACUAUAUAAUAUAGGUUUUUGAAAAUUACCAGUCUUUAUGUUGGCAAUUUUACAGUAUUUAUGAAGCAGGUUAAGUUUAUUAAAAGCAUCUCCCAUUCCCCUUGUUCCUAUUAUAGUUGGUACCGUAUGCUCUCCCUACCUGC
This is a messenger RNA of Hibiscus syriacus, 3627 nucleotides long. RefSeq lists its product as uncharacterized. Gene Ontology annotation, molecular function: ATP binding; protein binding; ATP hydrolysis activity. The coding region runs from base 87 to 3359 and encodes 1090 amino acids. Lineage: Eukaryota; Viridiplantae; Streptophyta; Magnoliopsida; Malvales; Malvaceae. The transcript has 25 exons. Gene Ontology annotation, cellular component: mitochondrial outer membrane. The record is from RefSeq and is a predicted model, not a curated record.